Messenger RNA from Schizosaccharomyces osmophilus, 837 nucleotides. RefSeq names its product GLYK family kinase of specificity (gene mug58). Lineage: Eukaryota; Fungi; Ascomycota; Schizosaccharomycetes; Schizosaccharomycetales; Schizosaccharomycetaceae. The transcript has a single exon. The record is from RefSeq and is a predicted model, not a curated record. Bases 1 to 837 code for a protein of 278 amino acids. Gene Ontology annotation, cellular component: cytoplasm.
AUGACUUCUUUGAAUAUUAUUUUGCAAAAAGUAGUGCAGUUUUAUGAAAAGCAGCCGAAGCCAGAGGGACGACCCUUCAUACUAGGGAUUUCAGGGCCUCAGGGAUCGGGAAAGAGUACUUUGGCGUUAACGUUAAAAGAGGCAUUGGAACGAAGCAAAGGAAAAGUGGUCGUUAACAUUUCCCUGGACGAUUUUUACUUGACCCAUAAAGAGCAAGUGAAUUUAGCAGAAUCCCAUGCAGACAACCCGUUAAUUCAACAUCGUGGUCUCGCAGGCACACAUGAUGUGGAAUUUUUAAAGAAUGUCUUGGAUGCGCUUCGAAAUCCCACCGAUACUCCUAUAGAAAUUCCAGUUUACGACAAAUCCAAAUUUAACGGAUAUGGAGACCGCGGGGACAAGUCAAAAUGGCAAGUGGUUUCCCCAAAAGAGGUGGAUUUAGUGAUUUUCGAAGGAUGGAUGGUUGGCUUCGAAGCCAUGGACCCAUGCAUGGUGUCUGUGCGAGCUCGUUCCACAAAAUGGCAAUGUUUGGAAGACAGCCUGCUGUGGGUCAAUGAACAGCUGAAACGCUAUGAAUCCGUUUUUAGAAAAAUCGAUUCCCUUGUCCAAUUGGAAGCUCAAGAAAUCAAAUACGUUUAUGAAUGGCGUCUCCAACAAGAACAUACACUCAAAACCCUUAUCCAUGCAGGUAUGUCGGAUGAAGAAGUCAAAAUCUUUGUCAACAAUUACAUGCCACAAUACAUUCUGUACCUUGGUACAUUGUCCAACAAGGUACAUUUAAACCCUCGUUGUUUAGAAAUCAUUCUCGAUGAAAAUCGAUGGCCCAUUGUAAUUCACUAA